This is a messenger RNA of Seriola dumerili (greater amberjack), 3210 nucleotides long. RefSeq names its product nucleoporin like 2 (gene nup42). The record is from RefSeq and is a predicted model, not a curated record. Gene Ontology annotation, cellular component: nuclear envelope. Gene Ontology annotation, molecular function: metal ion binding; nuclear export signal receptor activity. The coding region runs from base 113 to 1423 and encodes 436 amino acids. The transcript has 10 exons. NCBI's taxonomy places the organism in Eukaryota, Metazoa, Chordata, Actinopteri, Carangiformes, Carangidae.
UGUGCCGCCGCCUCGUCGUGAGUCGCAUGAAAACAUUGUGGAGAGCGGGAGGGAGCCAUUUGUAGCUCAGAGGAUAAAGGCUGGAUUUGACACAGACAACACUAAGUGAAAAAUGACAGUGUGCAACUUUUUUCUUCAGGGUCGUUGUCGUUACGGCGAAAAAUGUUGGAAUGAGCAUCCGAGGGGAGGAAGCAGAGGAGGGGGAGGAGGAGGAGGUGGAGGAUACAACAACAACAACUACAGCCGCUCUUCUGGUCAGCAGCAGUCCAGAGGAGGUGGAGGAUUUGGGAACCGAGUUUGGGUUAAUCCUAACCAGCAAAAAGGAGGGUAUAUCCAGCCUUCAUCCUUCUCAUCUCACGGAGGUGAUGACUGGGGAGGUGGAGGAGGGAAUGACUGGGGUCGAGGAGGUGGAGGGAGAAGAGAUAACGUGAAGAGCUCAGAGUUCAGCUUCAACAGAUUUUCAGCGCUGAACACUCCCAGCAACUUUGACAGGGGAGGAAGAGGAGGAGGAACAGCUGGUGAUGAAGAUGAUGACAAAAAACUGGAGAUCAUUCAGAUGGACAUAGAGGUUUGGGAGAGUUCACGGCAGUGGUGCUUCUCAUGUUAUUCUAACUCCAAGGCACCUUUAAGUGGUUUCACUGAUCUCUCACCAGAGGAGCUCAGGCUGGAGUAUUACUCCACAAGAGCUUCAGGAGAUCUGCAGGGCUAUAUUAAUGGUGUCAAUCAGUUGCUCAACCAGUGGAGAAGCAGAGUCCAGGAACUGAAGGUUAUGAAUCCAGCCACACGCGCAGCUUUGCUCGCAGAGUUAAACAACCCAGCACCUGAGGCAUCUUCAAGUGGCUUUGGUUCAGUGACAGCGACUGGAUUUGGAUCCUCUACAUCUGAUUUUGGAAGCAAAGACUUUGGGGCUCCACCACCAGUGCAGCCCAACAGUUUCAGCUUUGCUGCUCCAAGUAGCGGAUUUGGUUCCUCAGCUGCACCGUCAUCUUCAACAGGCUUCAGUAGUGCCAUAGCAGCUCCUACACAACCUCCUUCAGGAUUUGGUUCUUCCGCUGCUUCUUCAGCUUCAACUUUCUCCUUCGCUGCCCCAAACACCAAUAAACCAGGCGCCACUUCAGGAUUUGGCUCUGCCUCAGGCUUCAGCUUCUCCUCUACAGCAAAUACCGGAGGAGGAUUUGGGAGUGGUUUUGGAGCUGAAGCACAAGCAGGAAGCAGCAGUGGUUUUGGACAGAUGAGUGGAGGGUUUGGGGCAGCAGCUGCUGCACCUGUAGCAGGAGCUGGGUCUGCUGGUGGGGCGUUGGACGGUCUGUUUUCACCUGAGAGCAAACUGUCUCCAGAGGAACUGAAUCAGUUUAAGGCUAAAAGGUUCACUCUCGGUCAGAUUCCUUUAAAACCUCCUCCAGCCGACAUGCUGGUGGUAUGAUAUGGGCGGAAAGUUUACAAAAUUUUUGAAAUAAAGACUUAUAAUUUAUGCAAACAUUUUUUUCUGCAUAGAGCUUUUGUUAAAUCCAAAUUCAUUAAUUUGUUGUUUUUAACAUACAGCUGAUAUUGAAAUAAUUAAAUCAGCUCAAUACUUAAAAUACUAUCAAUUUCAGCUGGGGAAACUUGCUUUGGUUCUAUUUUGUACAAAGUAUACAUCAUGUACAGCUGCAGUAUAUAUUUUUAAAUUGUCUCAUCAUAAAAUACUAUAUUAGUGUUAUUGAGUGUCUUAAAAUACACAGUUUGGAUGCUGUGAGGCAGGACUCUGGGUUUUACAUUUGUUGAUAUGAGAAGUUGAUGAGAAAAGUUUCAUCUCCAUGAUUAUGUAGUGUUCAUAUUCAUGUAUGUGUAUGUGUUUAGUAUACAUAUACUUGCAUACUCAUGGAGAUAAAACUUUUAAAAUAUGGUUAUGACAGCAAAGCAUUAAAAACAUGCCUUGAACUUGGUUGCAAACACAAAUCUCUUGCAGCAAUUCAGACACAAUGUCUUCUUACCUACAAAUGUAUUUCACUGAGUGCUUCAGCUGAGAAUAAAAGUCCUUUAACACACAUACUGCAAUCCUACAUCAGUGGGGUUCCUUUUGUGAAGAUUGUAAUUACACAACUCUGCCAGGAGAGGGUGUCAGAAUACAAGCCCCAAAAUACCUCUGGCUUUACAACAUUUGAGCACAAAGAGAUACUAGGCAAGUGUAAAUAACUGUGUACCAUAGGACUAAAUUGAAAGGUAGAGGUGGUUUGUUUCUUCAGGGUAAAUAUUACUCUCCCUCUGUUUAUUUUUUUACUCAGACUGCAAUGUGACACAAUAUUGAAACGACUGAACCGAGGCCCAUCGUCCACUACCCACUCAAACCAUCCAUCUAUAUCAGCUUGUCGGCCUUAAUCCAGUAGAAGAGAGGAAAGCGCGGUACAGCGCAGAUGACAAUGAGUGAGUAAGCUAUUCAAUGCGUAUUCAUUAGGUGUUGAGAACCCAGAGGGACCACAAGGAAGAGGAAUACAGCGACAAAGAGACGCCACUAAGCUAUUUUGCUGCUAUAGGGGUUACAGCUCUGCUGACUGGAGCAUAUUUUCAGCUGACAGGGAAUUUGUGAUAUCGGCAAGGGGUGCAACUGAGCUGUGUGUGUCCUAGUGUGUUUUUGUGUGUUGAAUCAUCCCAAGUCCAAGUCUCACAGUUGGGUCAGAAGCAUUGUGCACACAGCUAAUACGAUUUUAUGCCUACCUAUAAAUGGUAACACAGCAUUAACUGCCAGCAACAGUGUGCAACAUAGUAAUUUUCUCUCCUACUUCUCAGUCUGGCAGCAGUAACCUCCCACCCACCCCCUGCAGAUAAUGCAUAAAUAAUUCAACAGAUUAAUGAACGAUUAAAAUAGAGACUUGCGUGCUCAUUUUAGUGAAACUUGCUUCAAUUGCCAUCCGGUGACUCUUAAAUUCAUCUAACUGAGAUACUAUAGGCAUUUCUGAAUCCUUAUUUCCAGUAUAUACAAUAUAUUCCAGUAUUAUACAACAGUAAAUAAGCAGAUCUAAUCAACUUGUGAGUCUGCCUGUGUUUAUGUAAUGUGUGCAUGAGCUGCACAGAGCGGAUCACAGCAAUAAUAAAGAUGAGGGAUGGGUCUUUGGAUGACACAGUCAAACACAGAAUGUUUUACUGGGAACAUUUAAUCACUCAGGUGUACAUUACUACCUGUGUAAAGUUGUGCAAUGAAAUUCUAUAAAAUAAAUGAUCAAAUUUCACUCA